Molecule: messenger RNA, 426 nt
Organism: Homalodisca vitripennis (glassy-winged sharpshooter)
Lineage: Eukaryota; Metazoa; Arthropoda; Insecta; Hemiptera; Cicadellidae
Product: proline-rich receptor-like protein kinase PERK8
Exons: 2
Coding region: 1-426 (141 amino acids)
Source: RefSeq, a predicted model, not a curated record
AUGCCAGAAAUUGUACAUCCCAAUACAGUGAGUGAACAAAGACUUGUGGGUCCUGCCACCUACCCAGGCAGCCUGGACAAACCCUUAUCCAAGACCUGGACAAACCCCCAUCCAAGACCGGGACAAACCCCCAUCCAAGACCUGGACAAACCCCCAUCCAAGACCUGGACAAACCCCCAUCCAAGACCGGGGCAAACCCCCAUCCAAGACCGGGACAAACCCCCAUCCAAGACCGAGACUAACCCUUAUCCAAGACCGAGACAAACCCUUAUCCAAGACCUGGACAAACCCCCAUCCAAGACCGGAACAAACCCUUAUCCAAGGCCUGGACAAACCCCCAUCCAAGACCGGGACAAACCCCCAUCCAAGACCGAGACUAACCCCCAUCCAAGACCGAGACUAACCCCCAUCCAAGACCGAGACUAA